CCGUUAACUAAAUGUCUCGGUCUUGUCUUCCCCUCCGGUGUCUGAGUGUUUUAUCACCGAGCCACAGUCACUUCGUUGUUACUCACUAUUGUAUUUUAUCUUAGUUACCCUAAUCAUCAGGGAAACAGUUUGUGUUGUAGGCCGCUGUUUAAAGGAGAAAGAUUCAGUUUCGUCUCAGCUGGAGUUAAAGUUAGCUUCUGAAGUAGGAUAAAGGUUUCUGUACAGAAGUCACGAUGGCUCCUGAAUUAAAGGCUCGGCAUGUCCGUCAACAUGGACUCUGAUAAUGACGUGCUGAUGAAGGAAAGCAUCAAGAUGAUGACUGAUAUGAUCGUGCUGUGUGCCACUCUGGCACUGUCCCUCUUCUUCUGGGUCGUCUCCCUCACCAUCAGCACCUACUACGGAACACUGCAGCCUGUGUCACCGUGGCGAUGGCUGUUCUCCAUCUUGGUUCCUCUUGUGCUGACGCUCCGGGCUCUGAAGAGAAGCAGUCUGACCCACUCAGGAGCUCUGGGAGCCCUGCUGGUGGGAUUUGUGUUGACGAUGGCCAACUACAGCUUCUUCUCCGCCCUGCUGGCCUUCUUCAUCACCUCCUCCAAACUGACCCGCUGGGGAGGAGCACAGAAGAAGAAAAUAGACGCCGAGUACAAAGAAGGGGGGCAGAGGAACUGGGUCCAGGUCUUCUGUAAUGGAGGAGUUCCCACAGAGCUGGCACUGCUUUAUAUGAUUGAGGUGGGUCCAGGUGAGAUCCCCAUUGACUUCAGCAAACAGUACUCGGCCUCCUGGAUGUGCCUGUCUCUACUGGGCGCGCUCGCAUGCAGCACCGGGGACACCUGGGCGUCAGAGGUGGGGCCCGUCCUCAGCCAAUCACAGCCGAGACUCAUCACCACCUGGAAGGAAGUUCCUGCAGGAACAAACGGAGGGGUCACGACUGUCGGACUUGUCGCCAGCUUCCUCGGUGGGUUCACGGUGGGCGCAGCGUACUAUGCAACACAGCUUCUAGUGGUCAGCGACUUGCACCUGGCGGACCCUCAGUGGCCCAUCAUGAUGUAUGGCGGUGUGGCUGGCCUGCUGGGGUCGAUGCUGGACUCUUUCCUGGGAGCUCACAUGCAGUACUCAGGCUUUGACUCGAGCAUCAGGAAGGUGGUGAGUUACGAAUCUGCCACCACUCGGCGGAUCUGUGGGAAACCCAUCUUAGACAACAACGCCGUCAACCUUUUCUCCUCCGUCCUCAUCGCACUCAUCCUGCCCGGGCUGGCGUGGGGGAUGUGGCCACGAUAGACUGACAGACGGAUAAACAACACGGAGCCAGACGACCGAUCACAGACAGAAUUAUUAAAGACAUUUGAGUAAUGUGUUGGUCACACUAAAGGUUAAAACAACAACACUCUCCUCCUGUAUUAAUACGGGACAUUAUGUUGGACAUGCUGAGAGGCUCUGAUGAAGAGGAAAAUAAAUAGAGUGAUGAAAACUUUGUGUAGUGUUUCAUACAUUAACUCAACGAUGUCCUACAGAUGACUGCACAUAUACAUCCCAAUAAAACAGAUACUACUGAUGGACAGGCAAGAAGUGGGACUGCUUACUCAUAAUAUAAACUGAAAGCCAAAAAAGUAUUUCAAAUAAAAUCCUGACAUGACUCUUCAAAUGUCUGUGUUUUAAUCGUCUUCUCUAAUUAGCAAAUUUCACUUUGCUUUGCCUCUUACGUUAAAAUAUCAGAAUAGGCAAAAGAGUGAUGUAAACAAUGGAGAUCACCUCUGCUGGCCAUUUAGGACCUGAUCUGUGAUUGAAAAUGUUCAUUAAACUCAACAUGUUAAUGAUA
This is a messenger RNA of Epinephelus lanceolatus (giant grouper), 1816 nucleotides long. RefSeq names its product transmembrane protein 19 (gene tmem19). The record is from RefSeq and is a predicted model, not a curated record. NCBI's taxonomy places the organism in Eukaryota, Metazoa, Chordata, Actinopteri, Perciformes, Serranidae. Gene Ontology annotation, cellular component: membrane.